Mytilus trossulus (common blue mussel) is the source of this 1114-nucleotide messenger RNA. RefSeq lists its product as uncharacterized. The transcript has 3 exons. Bases 35 to 781 code for a protein of 248 amino acids. Lineage: Eukaryota; Metazoa; Mollusca; Bivalvia; Mytilida; Mytilidae. The record is from RefSeq and is a predicted model, not a curated record.
GGAAAAAAACAACACUCUAGUCGUUGACCCGAACAUGCCGAAGUCCACAGCAAACAAAAUGGAAAAAUUGUGUCCGGCAAUUUUUGGAAUAGUUGCAUUAGUUUUAUUGUGUACAGGAGCAUUCUCUCCUGGGUGGUUAGUAAUGGAUUUGGCUGAACUUCAGGGAUAUAGUGGAGGAAGUUCACUAACAGUACAUCUGGGAUUGUAUUAUGCUGUUCUUACAGGGAAUGGCAUCAGAGUUACAAUAACAUAUGGUGAAGCCCCAGAAUUGGAAAAAUAUAUAACAACUCACCUUCUUGAAUACCAGAUAGAAACUAUCAUUGGGUUUGUCCUAUGUUUUAUAUCAAUUAUAAUAACUUUUGCUUACAGCAAAACAGGAUCAAUUGGUGUUUUGAUUGCUCCUAUCAUAUUGUACAUGUUAGCAGGAAUGAUAACUUUAAUGGCAGUUGGGCGUUGGCUUACCAAAGUGCUGUUGGAAGCGAGAGAAUACGACGUAACAUUAACCGUACCAUACUCUAUAAUUUUUAGUGGUCUUGGUGCUGUUUUCUGUGUGGUCACCAUGAUUAUUAUUAGCCGCAUGCUAUGCAAAUACAACGCAGUGGGCCAACCUCAAGAUGACCAGGAGUCAUCAGAAAUUUCAGAGGAAAGUUACCAACAAGUACAGCCGAAACCGAAAGUCACAGCUUCAAUGGGGCAAACACAGGAUAUUGAUUUGACCACUGUUUUGGCAUACCUAACAAAUCUUAAAAAUAGAGAUGAGAUGUACGCGUACGCCAACUAAUUUGUAUGCAUCACAACGUAUACUAUAUAACGUAUAGCAAAUUAGUAAUUAUACUUAUUGAUAAGUAAUGUAUUUCCACAAUAUAAUAAUCAAAAUGAUGCAUUUUACCAAUUACAUUGAUACAGUAGAUUGCUUACUAACAUUUAUUCUACUGUAUUUCAUUUUUGUCCUUAAUUUCAAUGUUACAAACAAAGAACAUCAAAUCGAAAGACUCUAGGUCUUUGUUAUAUAUGGUGUAUGAUUAUAUCGCUUUACCUAUAGCUAUACAUGUACAUUAAGAAGGGCCAAAACCCGUAUUUUAUGUCUACGCACGCUUCCAAUUAAAAUUGAUGA